Molecule: messenger RNA, 1609 nt
Organism: Phragmites australis (common reed)
Lineage: Eukaryota; Viridiplantae; Streptophyta; Magnoliopsida; Poales; Poaceae
Product: transcription factor MYBS3-like
Exons: 3
Coding region: 171-1073 (300 amino acids)
Biological process (GO): response to gibberellin; response to ethylene; response to auxin
Molecular function (GO): DNA binding; zinc ion binding
Source: RefSeq, a predicted model, not a curated record
UAUACACGUUCCCUUCCAUCACACAGGAAUUUUUUAUUAUUUCCUAAAUAGCCCUUGCCAUUCUUCUUCCUUUAUUAAGCCCCUAGCUACAACACCCUACAAUAUCUUAUCUAGCCACACGGAAGUUGUUUCUCUGUUUUGGCUUGCUCCUCCAACUAUCACAAUUGGGCAUGGCAAGGAAAUGCUCCAGUUGUGGAAACAAUGGCCACAACUCUAGAACUUGUAGUGGUUACAGAGAUCAUGAGAACAGCAUUAGCAUAGGCAGCAACAGCAGCACAAGUACUAGUCGUGGUGGCUUGAGGCUGUUUGGGGUGCAGCUGCAGGUAGGCUCUUCUCCUCUGAAUAAGUGCUUCAGCAUGGAGUGCCUGUCACCAGCUACAUACUAUGGAGUUCCUGCUGCUGCUGCCGCCUCGAACAUGUCGCCUUCGGAGUCGUCGUCUUCGUCUUCGCUUGUCCCAAUAGAGGAGAGCGCCGAGAGGGUAUCCGGUGGGCAUAUGCUGGAUGGCCUCAUGGGCAGGGUUCCGGAGAGGAAGAAAGGAGUCCCAUGGACCGAGGAAGAGCAACGUAGAUUCCUCGCUGGCCUCGACAAGCUCGGGAAAGGCAACUGGCGAGGCAUUUCCCGACACUUCGUCACGACACGGACCCCGACGCAGGUAGCCAGCCAUGCCCAGAAGUACUUCCUGAGUCAGAAUAGCCUCACAAAGAAGAAGAGGAGGUCCACCCUCUUUGAUGCGGUUGGAGGUGCCAAAAAGGCAGCAAUGGCCAGGACAACAUCAGUAUCUGGACUGCAAUUCCCCAGCCUGCCGCUUGUUGUGGACGUAACGACGAAGGAGGAAGCUGUGCUGCUGCCUCCAUGCCUGAACCUGAUGAGCAGCACAUCUCCAUGUGGUGGUGGUGGUGAUGGUGAUGGUGCAUCACAGUUUCAAUCCCCUUCUUCCCUGAACCUGAUGGCAAAGCCUCAGGUGCAACUCCAGAUGCCUGAUCUGGAGCUGAAGAUGUCGACAUCCAAGUUAUCCAAUCAGCCCCGCCCAUCGCAGAGCACGCCUUUUUUCGGCACUAUCAGGGUUACCUGAUCGUCUUCAAUCUGUGUGCUCGUCAGAAAGAGGGGAAGGGACUAGAAAAAGAUGUGUAGAAGAUCAUGUAACACGAGCAGAAAGCAGCUUGUAAAGUUGUAAACUAGCCUGAUAAGCCAUGCACACUGAAAACAAAAAGAUAAGCCAUGCACACUGAAAACAAAAAAAAAACAAAAACAAAAAAAAGAGAGAAGAGAAAGAAUGGCUUAUAUAUAUCUUAUCAUAUUUUGCUAUCACCUUAGCUUUAUAUUGAAACAAAGGCAUGGCAAAGUGGUUGUUGAUUGUAUGUAUUUCUUUCAGAGCCUGCAGAAGUUGAAUGAUGAGCUCAUAAUAUUCAGUUGGCACCUGCAUUGGCCACUGAUAAGGACAGGAAAACCACCACCACUGCACACAAACAUGAUCAUGUCCUUGUAGAUUACCUUAGCCCUGAAUGCAUGGAGCCAAUUUGCAAGCCAUCUAAAUUUGUUCCACAUGUUCAUGUGAUGUUUACCAGUUGUGUAGUACCAAUAAAGAUCUAUCAAUCAUUGCUCUGCUUA